AUGAGACGAUCCACCCGAAAAGCCCUCGUGCAUCUCUCGCUCUUCCUCGGCGCCCUCUUCCUCAUCGUCUACCUCAACCGUUCCUCCAGCAAUGCAUCAUUCCCCUGGACCACGAUCCGCUACUCUUAUCAGCCAAUCCGAAAAGGUGUUGCCGUUCCUCCCGCCCACGGCCUCUGUCCCGGCCUUUCCCAAACCACCAAACCCGUGCUCAUCGUCGCCCGCGUCGAAGCCGAUGGCGAAACAUCCUGGCUCGAUAAGCUCAGCCAGAAAUAUCACAUCUGCAUCUACAACGUCGAUUCCCCUGCCAUUUUAAAAUCGUCUCAGAAAGUCUUGCAGGUGCCAGCUAAUAGAGCACAUGAAGCUAUGCCAUACCUUACGUUCCUCAUUGAUAAUUACGAGCAUGUACCUGCAGCCGGCGCGGUGUUUGUCCAUGGAAAUCGUUUUCAGUGGCAUAAUGAUCAUCCAAAAUAUGAUAAUUUGGAACUUUUAUCUUUACUCAAUGUUGAGAAUGCGUUGGGGGAAAAUGGUUAUCAUAAUUUGAAAUGUGAUUGGAGUCUAAGUACUUGUAGACAAGAAGCUGUGCCUCAAGGAAGUCUCGAGACCAGUAUGCAAGCUUCGUUGCAACCCUGGGAUAAGCGAGCUGUUUCUGAUGCGGCGUUGCCCAAGGCUCUCAAGGUGUUGUUUGGAGAGGGAAAGCAGAUGACUAGGACGGAUGUGGUGCGGAGUCAAUGUUGUGCGCAAUUUGUGGUUUCGAGGAAAAGUAUUUGGAAGCAUUCGAGGGAGGAAUAUGUGGCUCUGAGGCAGUGGUUGUUGAAUGCUGAUGGGGCACCAAGUGAUGAUAAGGUGGCGGGGAGAAUAUUGAGUUAUCUGUGGCAUGUGUUGUUUAUAGAGCAAGAGGGCGAGGGAAAGGGAACGGUAGAAUUGGAGAGGCUUAAUAGACAGGCGUGUCCCAGUGCCGAGGAGUGCUAUUGUCGCUUGUAUGGAAAGUGUGAUUUGGAUUGUAGGACGAAGGGUACUUGUCGGGGUCAGUAUUCGUUACCGAAGGAUCUGAAGCUUCCGGAUGAUUAUGGAAAACAGUUUGAGAAUUUGGGGGGUCAUUCGGAUGGCCUUUAG
Molecule: messenger RNA, 1113 nt
Organism: Sclerotinia borealis F-4128
Lineage: Eukaryota; Fungi; Ascomycota; Leotiomycetes; Helotiales; Sclerotiniaceae
Source: the annotation of a GenBank genome assembly